Messenger RNA from Parus major (Great Tit), 4272 nucleotides. It is a transcript of the gene ENKUR, whose product is annotated as enkurin, TRPC channel interacting protein. The record is from RefSeq and is a predicted model, not a curated record. The coding region runs from base 174 to 932 and encodes 252 amino acids. Gene Ontology annotation, cellular component: acrosomal vesicle. Gene Ontology annotation, molecular function: calmodulin binding. The transcript has 5 exons. Lineage: Eukaryota; Metazoa; Chordata; Aves; Passeriformes; Paridae.
CGUUCCUCUGACGGGUUUCCCCGGUAACUGACAACAGCCGCCAACCCCGCCCCGAGCCCCUCGGUGAGGUGGCGCUUCCCCUGUCCAAGCCCCCGAGGCGGGAGAAUACCCCGUGUCCAGAGCUCCACAAGCAGGCGGGCGCUUGCCCGUGCCCCGGCUCCCGCGGCGGGAGCAUGGCCACGCAGAGUGCUCAGGAGGGCGCCUGUGACCCCCCGCCCCGGCCGGAGCAGCCCGGCAAACCUGGCGGGUAUAUUGCCAAACUUAGAGAAUUGGUGAAACAUGAAGCAGAGAAAAAUAAAUCUCAGUGGAAAACUAUGGGGCCAGCAAAAGUUGCAGUGCCGUCUCCAAAUGAUUUUCUGCAGAAACGUUCCAAGGAACCCAAGAUAGCACCAAAAAAAAAAGAACGGGAUUGUAAAAAAUUGCUUCCACCAGUGCCACCCAGGACAUACCACCCCGUUAUUCGCAUUAAAAAGAAUUUUAUAAAUAAAAAUGCAGUUGCUGUUAUCAAGGGGGAGCCUAAAAAGCCUCGACAUUUUUGUGUUGAUACAAGACAGGGAGAUAAAUAUCUCCUUGAACCUUCAGGACUCUUUCCAAAAUACAUUAAAAAAAAGAAUUAUGGUGUUAUACCAAAAUAUGUGACACGGAGAAAUGAAGAAAUGAAGAGACAGGAGGAAGAAUACCAGGCUAGUGUUUUGGAGCAACUCAAGACGAAAGCCAUGAAAACUCUAUCUGAGGAAGAAAGGACAAAUAUUUUAAAGGCACUGAAAAAGAACUGGGAGGAAAUAAAUAAUGCAUAUCAAGGUCUUCCAAUACUAGCAGACACCAUGUACAAGAGGAUGCAUAAAGAAGAGCUGGAAUUAAAGCUGAAACAACUGGAGCAUGACAUAGCAGCAAUCGAGAAGCACAAAAGAGUCUACAUUGCAAAUGUGUAAGGAUUGUUGUUCAGAUACUGCCUCUUUUCUCCUUUUUCUCUAUCCCUGCAUCUCCAAGAAGUGCCUCUCUAAAUUCUUAGAAGAUGCUACUGUCAAUUAUUUAGAAGGAAAUGCUCAACUAAGUAUGUAUCUUCUUAGAAAAGUUGUUACAUAUGACUCAUCUGUACAGUCCCCAAAAGAGUUAGAAAUAAAAUGCUUAACUAAAUUUUGAGUAUGAAUAAUUAAUUAAUUUUAUUAUUCUUUGUAAUUUUUAUUAACUACUAAGAUUUCUAUAAACAUCAUACAGAAAGCAUAUAAAACACUGUUUCAUAUGUUUGGAGUACAUCUUUCCUUGCCUAGCCAAAACAAAGGGAAAUAAUUGGCUGCUGAAGACAGCUUGGUAAAUAUAACUUCAGGAUAGAAUGGCUUCUGGACUAUAUGUUAAAGAGAUGUUAUGCUUUACUUAAAAGCUUGAGUGAUUGUAUUUGUAAAUAGCUUGACUUCUGCAUAACAUUUUGUGUACUCAUUUUUUGUUACCAAAACCAAUUUUCAAUGUGGAAACCUGUAAUAACACAGACUUCACACAAUACAGAUACCGCAUGUGUGUUUUUACAAGUACACAAUUCUGUAAUACUACAGUAAAUCUACAAUUAAGUUAGAAAAAUGUGUUUUGACUGGAAUUAUGUGUGUAUUGUUAGAAUGAAAGCAAUAUACAAGCAUCUGAGUCAAGACUCACACAAAAAUUUUAUCAGCACACUCUACUGCAAUUGUUUGCAUAGAAGGAAAAAUGUUUUUCUUUCCUACUGCUUCAGCUUUUCUUCAUAGAAUUGUAGGUAUUGUUUAGAUUAGAAAAGAUCUUUUUCAGCCUUUCAGAACACAGCUUUUUCUGUAUUGUAUCAAUCACUACCACCAGCAGCUGUUGUGACAUCAUCAUAUCUGACAUCAGCAAAGGAUAAAGUAAAAAAUACAAAAUUAACUAUGAAAAGCCAAGUAUUCCCAUACAUUAAGUUCCUUUCCUAAAUUUUUCAGGGAAUGGCUUUGAAGACUUCACAAUGAUUCUAGGUUUUAUUUCUUGUGUAUAUUACACUUGUCUAUGACAUGCACUAGGAACAUGUGGGUGAGCAGGAAUGUGUAUUUUGUUAUUUGUAACUUAUUGUUAAGCAAUCAUGUUUAUUUUUGAAGGGUGUAAGCUGGAAGAAAGCUGCAGAUUUGAAAAAAGUGGAUUUAAUAUGCUUCUUACUCAAAAGAAUGACACACUAUGUAUAUUUUAACAAAACUACACUUAAUUCUCUAUGAAGUUUGACAAAAUAAAUUUGCAGAAUCCAAAGAAUGCAACUGAAGAAUGCAAAGCUGUAUCUAUAUGUUCAGGAAAAACCAGCAAUUGAAAGUAUAAUGUUCAUGAAUCAACUAAUAGGUACCAUUGGUAUAACAAAAUUUAAAAGGUGAAUAAAUUCAAUUGUUCUGAUAGAAUUCUUCCCUCAUAAAAGCUAUUAAAUAUUAACAGAAACAAGCCUGUCCACAGACUAAAAAUUAGCAUUACCAGUUGAAACAUCCUUUAAAUUCACUAGUCAGUUACUAAUAAUCAAUGAAAUAACAAGACUAUAACCAAAAUGCUUCAGUACUUCAUAAUUAUAAAACUGGUAAUUUCAAAUUGGAUAGCCAUAAUAAAACAUGAAAAAUGGGGCAUGAAUAAUCUAUUGGUCAGUAAGAGUUACGUUCCCACAAACUAAAAAUAUUUCCUGUUGGAAGUUGUGCAUGACAAAGCUGCGUAUCUAUUUUUUAAAAAUAGCAACGUGAAAUUAUGAUGAAUAUCUCACUGACUGUUCUUGAGAAUGAAACUAUUUAUAUUCAGGAAGGAAGGGAUCAGAUAUGGCAUGGUCACAAGCAGAGGGAGUUCCUGAUUUUAUGGCUCCGAUAGACCUGCCUCGAGCAAGCGUCAGCUCUGACAGGAGCAUGUGGGCUCCAUGUGGCUGAUCUUGGACCAUGGUGGCUUUUUGGGCUCUGCAUGCAUUCCAGGGGACUGAGUCUGGGACAGUUCUUCAAAACCUUCCUUGCAGAGGGGUAACCUCAUUCCCCUCACGAAAUAGGCCAAAAUUCAGUGGGAAAAAUAGGAUAAAUUCACCACUGAAUUAAUUUUUCAUAGUUGCUGUAGGUAGGUUCUUUUGUAGGAUGGCAUGUUGUGACCCCUGGUAUAUUUUUAUGGAAAAUCAAUACUGCAAACUGCAGCUGUGAUGGCUCUGCCACAGAGCUAAAAUCUCGUCCUUUCACUGGCAUACAUUUCAGGCAACACAACAUACCUAAUAAUUUCAGCCUUAAUGAAGACAAACAUCUUUCAGAUAAAAAAAAUUCACAUAUAUGCAGAUUAAUAGGAUCCUAGAUAAAUUCUAGCCUCAGUCCACACUUUCAUCCUCAGCUUUAGGAUGCUUAUAAUUAAUGACAUAGUUAGAGGGAGACAGGUGGCAAACCCUGUUAUUAAGGUCAUCUGACAUUUCCCAUAGUCAAGGAAGGCAGCUGCUGAGCCCUGCAUCUGGCUGGCACUGUCCACCCCAGGAACCAGGUGUGUAUUGAGCCUGACCAAGCCAAGGAGGAGCAGCCAUUUCUUCCAUGAUUGGCCAUCCAAGGUGGUGAUGUACACCUGACAACAUGAAUGCCUAGACUGUAAGGUUUUUCAUACUAUCUCAAUCUUCCUCCUGUACUCCUUCUUGUCAUGCAAAGUUAUGUAAAUAGAAUAUGAGUAAAUGCAGGGUUUUCACCUUCCAGGCUAAGCAGUGGCAUUAUGGUAGGAAUGCAACGUGAAUUGUUUCUUGCGGGCUUUUUUUUACUGUUUAAAGGGUGCUGAUAUAAAUAAGACUUCUAUUUCACCAAGUUAUGAAACAGAAUUUUUUACAGACUGUACCUCCAGAAAUAGUUGUAGACAGGCAGACAUAGCCAAAUAGCAGCUAUAUGCUGGUCUUGUUGAUGCUGCUAGGAGAGUGAACUUCUGUUCAGUCACAGUACUAACCUGAGGUGUUAAUUCAUUAUUCCAUGCCAGCCUCGACAUUGACUGCACAACACGAAGAAAUUCACAGAAACAUGCAAACACUGGAAUAACUUUGUAUUCAAAUCUUUCCUCAAAUGUCCUUUGCAGUGGUGCCCACCAAAACUUUAACAACAGCUGAGCUGCUGGUGAGCUGAAAUAAGGGUUAAUCUUGCUGACCUGGGCAGUUUCCUUGAACUCCCCUGGUACUGUAGCCUGCUGUUUCUUGUCUUAAAUUGUUAUCUGUUAUAUGGAUUGUGGUUUUCUCUCUUUGCUUAGUGUCUGACACAAUUUUCUGUUAGUAGAGCUCUUGUGUGCUUAUAAUAAAAUUAAGAACAAAUAUCA